Molecule: messenger RNA, 2250 nt
Organism: Xyrauchen texanus (razorback sucker)
Lineage: Eukaryota; Metazoa; Chordata; Actinopteri; Cypriniformes; Catostomidae
Product: reticulon-1-A-like
Exons: 7
Coding region: 165-1127 (320 amino acids)
Biological process (GO): endoplasmic reticulum tubular network formation; neuron differentiation; brain development
Cellular component (GO): neuron projection; postsynaptic density
Source: RefSeq, a predicted model, not a curated record
CCGCAACUAAGCGUCUAGUAAGGCCCGUGUUGAACCCGGAAGCGUUCAUGCGUAGCUUUGAAAACAUAUUUGCGUGAAUCAAACACUCAAAUCGAUAAGAGCUCGCGUGAGGACACUUUUUGAAGCAGUUAUUUUUACCUAACCACAUACAUUUAUCCUUAACCAUGGAUGAUCAUAUGGAAAUAAGCUCCACGACACCUUCUUACGGCGUUCAGAAUGAAGAUCAAAAAUUCGAAAGAGAUCAGCACGUGAACUCGCUGGUGGAUUUGAGCAGAGAAGCAGCGGCACAUGUACAAGAGGAGGAUGAUAUUUUAGAUCUGGCCGGAGGAGCGAAAGAUGCGAUCGAGAGGCACCGGUCCACACUGCGACGUACCGAGGAGCCACUGUUGGACUUAAAGCAGCCAGAACCAUCAACAACCACCUCUGAUCCAAAACCAGAAGCGGUGACACCAGCACCGAUCAGUGCAUUUGGUGAUGCAACAACAAAACAGACGAAAACAGAGGAAAAAGAAGAAAAAACAACAGUCACACCAUCUAAACCUGAAUCUAAAACUUCAUCAGUGGUGGACCUGCUGUAUUGGCGAGAUCUGCAGAGGACGGGGGUGGUGUUUGGAGCCAGUCUGUUCCUGCUGUUGUCCCUCAGCGUGUGUAGUAUUAUCAGUGUCUGCUCCUACAUCGCACUCGCUCUGCUGUCUGUCACCAUCUCCUUCAGGAUAUACAAGGGGAUUUUACAGGCCAUUCAGAAGUCGGCGGAUGGACACCCCUUCAAGAUGUAUCUGGAUAAGGAUAUCACAAUCCCGACGGAGAUGGUCCAUAAGUACAGUGAUGCUACUCUGGGGCACAUCAACACUGGCAUCAGGGAGCUGCGACGGCUCUUUCUGGUGGAGGAUCUGGUGGACUCGCUCAAGUUUGCAGUUCUCAUGUGGAUCCUGACCUAUAUUGGUGCCUUGUUCAACGGUCUCACCAUCCUUAUUUUGGGUCUCAUUGGUGCUUUCAGUUGGCCAGUCAUCUAUGAAAAACAUCAGGCACAAAUUGACCAUUACUAUGGACUGGUGAACAAGCAAAUCAAAGAUAUUGUGGGAAAGAUCCAGGCCAAGAUUCCCGGUGCGAAGCCAAAGACAGAGUGAAGAAAGUUAGACUGUUUUCUGUGCAUGAAAUGUGAUUAAUGGUGGAACAAGAGAUGUGAUGGACAGAAAGAAUCGUGUUUUGAUUUAAGAAAAAAGGCCUUAGACGAUGCAAUGUAAACCUUUCCCCUCCCCCAGUGUUUGAAAUCUUGGCAUAACCGAGAAUUUGAAUCAUUUUUUAAACCACUUAUCAGUUGCUUUCACAAGGAGUCUUCACUGUCUUUAAACAUGGAGAGCUAGAUCUAUUUUGAAAGGAAACGCAGAUGGAUAUCUGCGAAAUACGCACCAUUGCAAUAUGUAGAUACGCACCAUUGCAAAAUGUAGUCUGAGGAGCUGACGUUGAUGAAGGCAGGAUUUGAUGAGGUCUUUUCGUUUAAUAUUCGGUCAGUGAGUGUUCACCUUGUUUGAAGGUGACUGUACGAUAAAAGUGAAUUCUUUGUUACGAAGUUCCUUCAAGUCUUUGUUUUUAGCCUUUUUUUGUUUGUGUUGGCGUGAUAGAACACAGUGGUGUUGUGAUGUAACUGUUAAUAUUGAGGAAAUUAAAUCAUUAAAGAGGCUUCUAGUGUCUUGUAGCAGUUUUAUUUCGCACAGGGAUCGGUUACAUCAUAUUACACCUUUUAUAUCCAUUGAAGUUUUUAGCUGUUUAGUGAAAAAAAUAAAGGCCUGUCUCAUCACCACCUUGUCUUGUCAGAAUCAACCGGCAUUAGCAGAAUUCGCCAUCGCCCUCAUAGAUCGAAUACCUGAAACGGCAAAUGCUUUUUAAGAACUCGCAAAUUUCAAGCACUGUUUUUCAUGCAGGUCAUUGUAAAUUGUAACUCUGUUUUGAUGAAAAUAUGCUAAAGAAUGUCUGUGGAAUGCAUUGUGAAAUAUAAGCCAAUAAAGCUUGUAGACAAACUUGUUUUUGUUUUUUGUGGGUGCCAAUACAUCAGUGAUUCCCAACCAGGGGUACGCGUAAUCUAAAACCGAAUUUAUGACUUUAAAAUUGGGUUCAAUUAAACUAGGAUUAAAACUGAUUGUAAAACUACAGUACUACUAAUGGAUUAAAAUGACAUAUAGCUGUAAUUAAUAUAGUUAAUGAAAUGUGUUGCUUCCAUUUAAUAUAUUUCUGUGACUGGAUGACAUUUGA